GGGGAGAGGAUUCAGGGAGCACUUAGACCUUCCAAGAGAGAAGUACACUGCUGCUUAAGAAAAUAGAGGUGUGUGUGAAUUCUGAAAGUGCUAUUUUUUGUCAGUAAAAUAGAUCAUUAUAUAAUCCUGCAGCUCGCCCUGUCGUGAAAGAACUAAUUUCACUGUUCUGUCCAGAUUUCUAUAAAAUUAACAAACUUGGCUUUGUAGGAAAUAACAAUGGUCUUGUUGCUUUAAUACAUCUCUUCCUUUGCAUAUAGAGAUAUCCUGCGUGUUAUUGAGGGGUGUAGUGGCUGUUGUUUAAAGAUACCUCUAUUUGUAAAUACAUAGUUAUUGACACAGCUAGUGUUAAUGACCAAUAUGCUUCUGCAAGGAGAAAGGGCGGGGGAUUUAUCCCAAAGUAGUGCUCCACAGAAUGCAGAGUUGCAAUGUAAAAUAAUGUAUUCUAAUACUUGAAUACUGUUAAUGCUUUUAUUCAAGUGUUAUCCAUUGUUCAGAGAUUUUCUAGAUUGUUUCUCUCUUGUGAGAGAAUAUCGGAGGAGUGAACAUUGGCAUUUUCUUAACUUGUAUAAAUGUGCAUUUAUAGUGGACCAAAUAACAUCCUGAAUAUACGCCAGAACUCCAGGGAACAGUUCAUUUGCCGGAUUUCCAUCCCACUCCCUCUCUGCUCUUUUGAACAUCUGUAUUGAAAUAACUUUCCCUGCUCUUUCUCCCCACUCUGCAUUUGAGACACCCUUAUACACCCCCUUGAACCGUAUGGGCCAGGAACUACACAAGUUGUUUCGAGAAGUACGAAUAAUGAAGAUACUGAAUCAUCCCAAUAUUGUAAAAUUAUUUGAAGUUAUUGAAACUGAAAAGACAUUGUAUUUGGUAAUGGAAUAUGCCAGUGGGGGAGAAGUGUUUGACUACCUAGUUGCACAUGGAAGAAUGAAAGAGAAAGAAGCUCGUGCAAAAUUCAGGCAGAUUGUAUCUGCUGUGCAGUACUGUCAUCAGAAAUGCAUAGUUCAUCGUGAUCUUAAGGCAGAAAACCUUCUACUUGAUGCAGACAUGAACAUUAAAAUUGCAGACUUUGGUUUUAGUAACGAAUUUACAGUUGGUAAUAAACUGGACACGUUUUGUGGAAGCCCACCUUAUGCCGCUCCUGAACUUUUCCAAGGAAAGAAAUACGAUGGUCCUGAAGUGGAUGUGUGGAGCCUUGGGGUGAUUCUGUACACACUAGUAAGCGGAUCAUUGCCAUUUGAUGGUCAGAAUCUAAAGGAACUGAGGGAGCGAGUACUGAGGGGAAAGUACCGUAUUCCAUUCUAUAUGUCCACAGACUGUGAAAAUCUACUGAAGAAGCUGCUAGUACUGAAUCCAAUAAAACGAGGCAGCUUGGAACAAAUUAUGAAGGAUCGGUGGAUGAAUGUUGGCCAUGAAGAAGAAGAACUAAAGCCAUAUACUGAGCCUGAACCAGAUUUCAAUGACACCAAGAGAAUAGACAUUAUGGUCACAAUGGGCUUUUCAAGAGAAGAAAUCCAUGAGUCUUUAGUAAACCAAAAGUAUGAUGAAGUCAUGGCUACUUAUCUGCUUCUAGGUAGAAAACCACCUGAAUUUGAAGGAGGUGAGUCCUUGUCCAGCAGCAACUUGGGUCAAAGGUCUCGUCCUAGCAGCGACCUCAACAACAGUUCUGUGCAGUCUCCUGCUCACCUGAAGGUCCAACGGAGUAUAUCAACGAAUCAGAAACAGCGGCGGUUCAGUGAUCAUGGUGGGGAUGACAUUCCAACAAUCGGUCCCUCAAUUCCUCCUGCUGUGUCAUACACAAAAAGGGCUCAGGCAAAUAGUGUGGAAAGUGAACAGAAAGACGACUGGGACAAGGAUGUCUCACGCAAACUUAGCAGCACUACAGUGGGAUCCAAAGGGGAGAUGGCUGCAAGUCCACUUGUAGGUCCAGAAAGAAAGAAAUCAACUACAGUUCCCAGUAAUAAUGUAUUUUCUGGUAGUGGAAUGACAAGGAGGAAUACUUACGUUUGUGAACGUUCUUCAGAUCGCUAUUCUGCAAUACAGAAUGGGAAGGACAACAGCCUAACAGAAAUGUCUGCAAGUAGCACAUCUUCUGCAGGCUCUGCAGUAGCUUCUGCUGUAUCAACACGGCCUCGACAUCAAAAGUCUAUGUCUGCCUCUGGUCAUCCUAUAAAAGUUACACUGCCAACCAUCAAAGAUGGCACUGAAGCUUACCGACCAAGCAGUGCAACUCAAAGAGUGCCUGCUGCUUCCCCGUCUGCUCAUAGUAUUAGCACUACCACUCCAGACCGAACCCGCUUUCCUCGGGGGAGUUCAAGUCGAAGCACUUUCCAUGGUGAGCAGCUAAGGGAGCGGCGUAAUGCCACUUACAAUGGACCGCCCGCCUCACCAUCACAUGAAACCGGUGCUUUUGCACAUGCUAGAAGAGGGACAUCAACUGGUAUAAUAAGCAAGAUAACUUCCAAGUUUGUUCGCAGGGAUCCAAGUGAAGGCGAAGCCAGUGGCAGAACUGACACCUCAAGGAGUGCUUCUGGGGAGCCGAAAGACAGAGAGAAGGAGGAUAGCAAAGAUUCAAAGCCACGCUCCUUGCGGUUCACAUGGAGUAUGAAGACCACUAGUUCUAUGGACCCGAACGAUAUGAUGCGAGAGAUUCGGAAAGUGUUAGAUGCUAAUAACUGUGAUUACGAACAAAAAGAGAGGUUUUUGCUCUUCUGUGUUCACGGUGAUGCACGACAAGAUAGCCUUGUUCAGUGGGAGAUGGAAGUCUGCAAACUGCCACGAUUGUCGCUCAAUGGAGUUCGGUUCAAGAGAAUAUCUGGGACUUCUAUCGCAUUUAAGAACAUUGCAUCCAAGAUAGCAAACGAGCUUAAGCUGUAAAGAGAACCUAAAUUUUUUGGGAUCAGGGAAGAUUCAUACAUGAUCUACACUUUGAAUGUACUGGUUACGCCUAAUGUGAUUGGCCUGUGAAACUCCCCAUGUAGAAAUUGCCCUUAUUGCAAUAAGGUUAUACAUAGUUAUUCAGAAUUGUAAAGUUAAAUCCAGUAUGACCUAUAUUAAAUAACUGUAGCUAAAGAAGUUAUGUUCACAUGUACAGGUAAGUAUAUAGAGCAUUCUGUUCAUUUUAUGUUCAUAGAGUUGUAUAAUAAAAAGAUGACUGCUUAAAUUCAGAUCUUGUAUAGUUGUCUAGAUUUCUGCACAGAAAUGUAUGUUUGAUGCUUUGAGUUGGAAAAGUUCUUCCCUAUCAUUUACAUUUUUGGUGGUUUUUAUAAGUCUUACCUCUAUCAUGCGUUUUUUAAAAAACUUGUGUCCCGAGUCAAAUGCACAAAAGUAGUUUUCACAACCGUAGCAUGACCAUUUUUAAUUAAAGAUUGUUCAUGAUUUGAACCAAAAGUCGAUGAAUAAUUGGCUUUUGUUCUAUGCGAGACUGUUCCUGCUUAUCUUUGGCUCUUAUCCUUGUUAUUGGACAGUGUUUAGUUGAAAAAAAUACAAACAUGUUUACAGUGUUGGCACUUACAGUUUAAAAUCUUUGUUCUGCCUUGGGCCAGCUCAGAGCUGUGGGGGAACAGAAACCAGAUGUAAGUGAUGUUCUGUCUGCAAAUUACAGUGCUUACUCCCAUGGCCCGUUAAUAAAUGUAGCACCAAAAUGGAGAACCGUAAUUAUUUCAUUUGAAUAUCAUGGUGUAAAAUAUCACUUGUUUGCUGCCUUCAGAAUACUAUAAAUUCCAUUUUAUGGAAAUACAUUAAUAUUGGGACUGUUUAAUAGCACAAGAUAAUCUGAAGUGUUGACCAAUUGUGUAAGUUGAUAAUACCACCUCAGGAAUUAGCUUGGCUUUUGGAACAUGUGCCCCCAAAGAGUACAUGAAAUUCCACAUAAUAUUUUACAGCUAAACAUACCUUGUUUAUAAUGAUAAAUUGUUGAUUUAUGCUUUCGUGGUUGUACAGUUUGUUCCCAUGUAACCUGUUUGUGUUUAAUAUUUUACCAGAUUUCUUGUAUUUAUUCCACAUCAUUAUGCCUGUAAUGUGCAGCUUUGUAAUUAGGCACUUGCCUACAGAAAAGAAAAGAAAAAAAAAAACAACACGUUUUUUUCCUUCAUGAUUAAUGAUUAUUAACUAUGUAAAACCACUAGUACUGGUACAUUUUAAUACUUGUUAUUUUGUACUGAAUUAACCAUAGAGGUUGGUUGUGCAAUGUUAUUUAAUGUCGUAAUUACUGUAAUAUCAACAUAUGGGCCCCAUCUGCACACUCUUGUGAAGAAUAGAAAGUUCAUUAAGAAAUUGUCACUUUAAAAAAUAAAAAUCAAAAAAAAAGCUGUGGUAAACUCUGUAACCCUAAGUUAGAAGGCUGUAAGUGUAGUAAAUGUGCCAUUCUCUAAUGGCUUCUUGACCGAGAUGGACUUUACAUACUGUACUGUGAUGUAGCUUUCCUAUGUAACAGUUAUGUUCGGAAAUGGACGUGUAUUGUUGCCUUAGAAAAAGGGUGGUGUUUGGAAAGAAAGAACUGUAGCCCCUUUUCUUUUUUUUAUCUGAUGUUCAUUGAAACAAAAUCUGAUGCAAGUCAUCUUGAUUCACUGGUGCACUCUAUUAAAACUUACUUGAACAGUUCUCAUACUAAAA
Harpia harpyja (harpy eagle) is the source of this 4611-nucleotide messenger RNA. RefSeq names its product microtubule affinity regulating kinase 1 (gene MARK1). Lineage: Eukaryota; Metazoa; Chordata; Aves; Accipitriformes; Accipitridae. Gene Ontology annotation, biological process: intracellular signal transduction; microtubule cytoskeleton organization; protein phosphorylation. Gene Ontology annotation, cellular component: cytoplasm. Gene Ontology annotation, molecular function: tau-protein kinase activity; ATP binding; protein serine/threonine kinase activity. The coding region runs from base 754 to 2874 and encodes 706 amino acids. The transcript is spliced from 16 exons. The record is from RefSeq and is a predicted model, not a curated record.